AUGGAUGUCAUCAUGGAUCACAAGUCAUUCUCAUCCCCCGCCGUCAAGCGUCGCCAUGUCCAGUCCAAGCGCGGUGUCCUCCGGCGCCGUGGUACCAAUUACCUGGUCAGGUCUACUGCGAAGCGCUUGAUGGAGUCCAAAAGCCACGCCAUCUACCAUCAGUUCUCCUACCAGGAUAGCUUCAGACGUCCCUGCCUCUCCGGUGUGUGGGAGGCUCGGCGAAAGGAUGCCGGCUCUUUCGAGGCUCCGCGUCCUCUUCGAGCAGACGUCGAGUGGGACAUUCGCGACGUCUUAGCCGGUGUUCGUGAGCAACAGCGCAAGCGGGAGACCCGCGCUCCCCACGUAUCUCCUCGGAACGAAGAGCAGGAGGGUCGGGAUCUUGCUCGCAGCGAAAUUCCGCUCCCAAGUGACGUUCCUCGUCUUAUCAGACGGCCCAGCCUGGAGCGUGAGGAGGCUUUCCGAGUUGCCAGCACUGCCAAGGGCAAAGUUCACCUACGCGCUUCCCCCGAGAGUGAAGAUGCGCAGAUCGCGGAGCUUUACCAGCAGGGUCUUCUCUACGACGGCGACGAGCAGCGCCCUGAGGAAAUCUUCAACCUCAACAGUAUCCAACACGAGGCCCCCGUGUAUACCAUUCGUCCUGCGAAGCGGGGCCGCAAGUCCAAGAAGGCUAAGCCUGCAGCCCUCGUUCUAUCCUAUACCGACGUUGGCGAGUGUAGUACCGAGGCAAACGCUUCAACAGCUCGGCGUUCAGCUGCUGACGACUCAGAGACAAGCGAGGCCUUCCCUCCUCUGAGAAUCGUCUACGGGCAGAACGCGUCAAAUCCAACAUUUGACGUCGAGACAUCUCAACCCCCAGAGCUGAUGCUCGACCUCUCUGAUUACGAUUGCUUUACCGACAGUGAGCUUGACGAUGAUGUGCCGUCCCAGACGGAGAUUGUGGAGAACGCAAACAACCCAACCUCAGAGACUUGGAUCAUGCUGGGUUGA
Trichoderma aggressivum f. europaeum is the source of this 987-nucleotide messenger RNA. RefSeq lists its product as uncharacterized. The record is from RefSeq and is a predicted model, not a curated record. The coding region runs from base 1 to 987 and encodes 328 amino acids. Lineage: Eukaryota; Fungi; Ascomycota; Sordariomycetes; Hypocreales; Hypocreaceae. The transcript has a single exon.